GUGUUGGAACAGAAAACAAAACCGAAAAAAAUGCGCACCUCACCGAACAUCAUCAUUACUGGAACCCCUGGUGUGGGCAAGACAACCCAUUGCGAGCAGCUCGCAUCAAGCACCGGCCUCACCCACCUCAAUGUCAACAAGGUCGUGAAAGAGCGCGAUUGCGAGGACGGCUUUGACGAUGAGCUCAACAGUGUCAUUGUUGACGAGGACAAGCUCCUGGACGCCAUUGAACCCGACCUCGAGGCCGGUGGUCAAAUCAUCGACUGGCACGCUUGCGACAUGUUCCCUCAAUCCUUGAUCGACCUUGUGGUUGUCAUUCGCUGCAACAGCACCAUUCUCUACGAUCGCCUCAAGGGCCGUGGCUACAGCGACAAGAAGCUCGACGAAAACAUGGAUGCUGAGAUCAUGGAAGUCCUCUUGCAGGAAGCUCGUGAUUCAUACGACGAGGAAAUCGUUGUCGAGCUACAGAGCGACGAUCUCGACCAGAUUGACGAGAAUCUCGAACGCAUUCAAACUUGGAUCGAGAACUGGAAGAAGGACCAUGCCGACGCAUAAACACAGCUCUCGAUAAGCCCAGCCUGCUCUACAUACUGUCCUGUCCGCGACUCUCGAGGACUCCUUACUCGGUGUGUGCAUUGAGCCACUCGGUGAGCUUGGCCAAUGCCUUACCGCGGUGCGAGAUCUUGUUCUUCUCAACCUUGGCCAUCUCAGCAUAUGUCUGGCCCUCGUACUCGAAGCAUGCGUCCCAUCCUACGUUGAGUCAGUCUCGUCUUGUCUCACCAAGUACUUGGUAGGCUUACCGAAGUCGGUAGGUCCACGAGCCUCGACAAUCUUGCCCUAGCGUACCGGUCAGCACUCUUUGCGGAACGCAAUUUGAUCGAGGAGACAAACUUUGGUCCUUCCUUGGAAAACAAUGGGCUCGUGGCCAGGGCCUUCCGAAUAUGCAAAUGUACACACGGCCUGAGCACCCUUGUCCUCGAAGCCAGCAAGAAGCUUGUGGAAUUGCUUGACACCGAGCGACUGCAUAAACCAUUU
Molecule: messenger RNA, 1035 nt
Organism: Aureobasidium pullulans EXF-150
Lineage: Eukaryota; Fungi; Ascomycota; Dothideomycetes; Dothideales; Saccotheciaceae
Product: P-loop containing nucleoside triphosphate hydrolase protein
Exons: 2
Coding region: 31-555 (174 amino acids)
Cellular component (GO): cytoplasm; nucleus
Molecular function (GO): AMP kinase activity; ATP hydrolysis activity; ATP binding
Source: RefSeq, a predicted model, not a curated record